CAGUCAAUCGGAUUCAGUUGAUUCGGGACAAAGCGUGCAAGCGGUUGUCGUCGGUGUGAGCGCAUUUUUUUCUUUAAAUAUCUCAAGACCUAGAACGAUCUUUUUUUUGAAAAAAAAUUAUAAGAUACAAUAUUUCAUCCAAUGUGUAUUUUGAAAUAUUCUUAAAAAAGUUUUAAGCCUUUUUGAAAACGAUCAGGAAAUAUAUACGAAAAAUUGUUUCGAUCUUAGAGAGUGGGUCAAGUAAAUUAAUCAAACGAUCGCGAUCGCAAAAGGAAUUAACAAACAAAACAAAAAAAAAACGAUCUUUCUUAUAUAUUUUGUGGAUUAAUCGAGGAGCGCAAUCAAUUAUCCCAGGAAUUGCAGUUUAAUUGAAUUGAUUUCGUACAUGGUCAAUUAUUGAAGUACACAAGAAGUUACAAGUCUGAGACCAUCCCAUCGCAGCCGCCUUUAUGAUGCUGAACCGUGCGUGAUCAGAGUACAACAAAACCAACUUAAAAUCAUAAUUUUUUAUUCAAAAAAUAAACUAAAAUAACAUUAUCAUCAUCAACUCGCAAGAACAACAAAAUCUACCUUUAAGAAUAUGAAUAAAUUAUUAGCAAUAGUCACACUAUCGAUAUGCAUCGUGAUUGCAUCGACAAGUCACCUUGACGCACGAUCAGAUGCUCCACCAGCUUCAACACGAUCUCGAGGGAGCAACAAUCAUUAUCAGUUGCCACAGCAGAAGCAGAACCAGCCACAGCCACAGCAAAGUCUUCAUAAUCGCAAAUCACAAUCAGCGUUGCACAGUAGGAACGCCACGACGACGUCGACAACGGCAAAGACGACGAAGCUAACAGCUACAAACAAACUAGAUACCGGUGAUAGUUCACGGACAAUAGAUGGCGGUGUUGGCGGCUCAACUGGUGGCCGGCCAUUGAGGUUGAGACGAUUGAGUUAUGAUGAUAGCAGACAGCAGCAGCAACAUCACCGCAGGAAUAGCCAUCGGACGGGAAGGAACUUUGAAGGCAGACGUAGCGGUGGUGGCAGUGGUGGCGCUUCACUAUCGCCAUCUAAUCCAAGUUGGCAAUCGCGAUACAACACCAACAAUGUUAGAACGUAUAGCAGCAACAACGGACAUGGUCAUCCUAGGACGGUGGUGGCAUCAGCAGUCGGAAAAGAUGAUAUAAUGCGUGACGUGGAAAACAUAAAUGAAAACGACUUGAACAGCAACGAUUGGUUGCCAAGGGCUGAACCAGAAUUUGUAACACUGCCACCGCCAACAACAACAACAACGACAAUGAUGACAACGACAAGCAGUACCACCACAGAGGGACCAUACGGAACUGGAUCUUUUAGUCGCAAGAAUGGCUUUGAUGGUAGAGUGGAUCCAAAGGUUUUAGAAAGUCGUCACAUCUGCGUGCAGCAGCGUGCUCUUUUGGUGCCAGUUAAAACCGUCGAAGUCUACAAUCGGCCUAUGUGGAAGCACAUCAGCCACCCAUGUCCGGCGCAGACAAAUCAAUCGAAUCAAAUGUGCACACGCGUUCAGCUAGUUCAUGAGCCAGCAUAUCGAGAUAUCAUUCGUCACAAGACCACUAAGCAAAUGGUCUAUGACUGUUGUCCCGGUUGGAGCCGAAUUACCAAGAGCUCAAAUGCUUGCAUGAAACCAAUUUGCAGUGGUACUUGCCGCAAUGGCGGGACUUGCAUUGGUCCAGAAGCUUGUAGCUGCCCUCCAGGCUAUGGGGGUAAAUACUGUGAGAAGGAUAUUAACGAAUGCAACGAAGAGAAGCCAUGCGAUCAAUUGUGCUACAAUACUGAUGGUUCAUUUUACUGUCAGUGCAGAGAGGGUUUUGUGCUUCAAUCGGAUAAACAAAGUUGUAAAAAGAUUGAUAACAACGAUGAUGAUGCGUUCGAAGCCCGUGAUCUUGAAAAUGAGAUCGAUUCAAAUGAAGUGACGUCACGUUUGCAUAAAAUCGAAAAAUCACUUGCUAAUGAGAGGAUUACAACAAAUGAGUUGCAGAAGUCCUUAGAAGCCACCUACACUGUUGUGGAUUCGUUAAAGAAUCGACUGCUAACACUGGAAAAACAACAGCAAGACAUGAAUCACCUACAUAGCAACCUAGUAGCAACAGAAACCAGAACACGAAAACUAGAGAACAUGAUCAGUGUGCUGUUUAAGUGUCGCAAUUCACCUGGGCCGUACUGUCCUUAAAAUGCCUACAAAAAAAGAUAUUUUUUAAAGAUAUUUUUUGUUUAAGAAAAAUACAUAACAAAAUCCUUUUUUUUCCAUUAUAAGUUGACAUAAUUAUAAAUAAUUAUAAAGUAGUUGUUGUAUCCCUGAUUUUGUUUUAAUGUGAUAUAUAAAUUAUAUGAAUUAUUUUUUUUUUAUCAACUCAGUUUUAUUCUUGCCUAUAAAUAGUUCUGUUUUCAUAUCAUUUCAAUAAGGAAAACCAAAAGGAGAACAUAAAAAAGAGUAGAUAAAUAUGUUUAUUAGGAGAAUAAUGAGACUAUAUUAUAAUUUUCAUUUAAAAAAAUAUGAAUCCCAAACUCCAUUCCCAGAUUUUUCAUGUUUUCUUUUUUUUUUUUU
This is a messenger RNA of Episyrphus balteatus (marmalade hoverfly), 2563 nucleotides long. RefSeq lists its product as uncharacterized. NCBI's taxonomy places the organism in Eukaryota, Metazoa, Arthropoda, Insecta, Diptera, Syrphidae. Gene Ontology annotation, biological process: anatomical structure development. The coding region runs from base 581 to 2188 and encodes 535 amino acids. Gene Ontology annotation, cellular component: extracellular region; cell surface. The transcript has 6 exons. The record is from RefSeq and is a predicted model, not a curated record. Gene Ontology annotation, molecular function: signaling receptor binding; calcium ion binding.